Messenger RNA from Metschnikowia bicuspidata var. bicuspidata NRRL YB-4993, 1587 nucleotides. It is a transcript of the gene PHR1, whose product is annotated as Phr1p. NCBI's taxonomy places the organism in Eukaryota, Fungi, Ascomycota, Pichiomycetes, Serinales, Metschnikowiaceae. Gene Ontology annotation, cellular component: fungal-type cell wall; cytoplasm. The transcript has 2 exons. Gene Ontology annotation, molecular function: 1,3-beta-glucanosyltransferase activity. Gene Ontology annotation, biological process: fungal-type cell wall (1->3)-beta-D-glucan biosynthetic process. Bases 1 to 1587 code for a protein of 528 amino acids. The record is from RefSeq and is a predicted model, not a curated record.
AUGAGACAAGCCAUCACUUUUCUUUCGGCGCUUUUCGCCUUGGCCCUUGCCUUGGCUGCCGACUUGCCUGCCAUUGAGGUGGUUGGAAACAAGUUUUUCUACGCCAACAACGGGUCGCAGUUUUUGAUCCGUGGUAUUGCGUACCAGCAAAACACCGAGAACAGCACGUCCUCGGGAGACUCGUCGUACACAGACCCGCUUGCUGACGGCGACGCCUGCAAGAGAGAUGUGGAGUAUUUCGCCAAGUCCAACACCAAUGUGUUGAGAGUGUAUGCCGUGGACCCCACCAAGGACCACGACGAGUGCAUGAACACGUUUGCCGACGCAGGCAUCUACAUCAUUGCAGACUUGUCGGAGCCCGACACCUCCAUCAACAGAGACUCGCCCGAAUGGAACUUGGAGCUCUACGACAGAUACACGUCUGUCAUUGACAUGUUCGCCAACUACACCAACGUCUUGGGCUUUUUCGCCGGCAAUGAGGUGACCAACAACAAGUCCAACACGGACGCGUCUGCGUUCGUCAAGGCCGCGGUAAGAGACAUGAAGACCUACGUGAAGGACAACGGCUGGUCCUACCCCGUGGGCUACUCGUCCAACGACGACGCGGACACGCGUGUGGCGAUUGCCGACUACUUCUCCUGCGGUGACUUGGACGAGCGCGCCGACUUCUUUGGUAUCAAUAUGUACGAGUGGUGCGGCGACUCCACCUUCGAGGAGUCCGGCUACAAGGACAGGACCGAGGAGUACCUGAACUUGACUAUCCCCGUCUUCUUCUCCGAGUACGGCUGCAACCUUGAGAGGCCCAGAAAGUUCACUGAGAUUGCCACCUUGUUCAGCGACGAGAUGACCGACGUCUGGUCCGGAGGUAUCGUGUACAUGUACUUCGAGGAGGAGAACGAGUACGGCCUCGUCAGUGUCAGCGAUGACACCGUCAGUACCUUGGCCGACUACUCCUACUACUCGAAGGAAAUGAACAGCAUCAGCCCCAACUUGGUCCUGAGCAGUGACAUCGGCUCUGCAUCCACGCAGACCUUGGCCUGCCCUACCUCGGCCUCCACCUGGAAGGCCUCUGCCAGCUUGCCCCCCACGCCGGAUAAGGAGACUUGUGAUUGUGUGUACAGCUCCUUGCUGUGUGUGGUUGCUGACGACGUCGACACUGACGACUACAGCGACUUGUACGGCUUCGUGUGCGGUGAAAUCGACUGUUCUGCUGUCUCCGCCAACGGUACCACCGGAGUCUACGGGUCUGUGUCUUUCUGUUCCGACAAGGAGAAGUUGUCGUAUGUUCUCAACGCCUACUACGAAGACCAAGAUAGCCACUCGAGUGCAUGUGACUUUGAUGGUUCCGCCACUCUCGUUGCCUCUGCCUCUGUUGCCAGCUCAUGCAGUGCUGCGGUUUCUUCUGUUUCUGCCAACGCUGUUGCCACGGGCUCGUCGUCCUCCUCUACCUCGUCUGCCUCUUCGUCGACUUCAACAAAGUCCUCUGACGGUAAGAUCGCUGCUCUCCCAGCUACUAAGAGUGAGUUGGUGGCCAUUGGUGCCAUGAUCUCGUGCAUCGUUGGUGGUUUCGGAGCGUUUUUCUUUUGA